Messenger RNA from Porites evermanni, 8357 nucleotides. Lineage: Eukaryota; Metazoa; Cnidaria; Anthozoa; Scleractinia; Poritidae. The record is from the annotation of a GenBank genome assembly.
AUGCUAAGUUCUGACACAAGAUUGGUUCUGGUGAAUGCAAUUUACUUUAAAGGUUUAUGGCUUCAACCAUUCCUGAAGGAAGAAUCUUUCCCAGGGACCUUUUUUGUGGCUGCAAACCAAAAAGUACAAGUACAAAUGAUGCGCCAAGAAGCCCAUUUCAAGUUCUUCGAAUCAAAGGAACUUGGCUGCCAAAUACUCGAGAUGCCAUAUAUAGGAAGUAAGAUGUCCAUGGUAAUCUUCCUUCCUGUAGAAACCGAUGGCCUGGGGAGUUUAGAAGGAAAGAUCGCCUAUGACAACUUUAAGAAGUCUCUGUCUACCCUUGAUUCCUCAAGACCUGAAGAAAUGGAAGUGUUUCUGCCCAAGUUCAAGUUAACACAGCAGUUUAGUCUGAAUGAUGUCUUGUCAAAAAUGGGAGCGAGUGAAAUGUUCAUUGCUGGCAAGGCAGACUUCAGUGGUAUCACAGCAGAUUCACUGUAUGUUUCAGAAGUGGUUCAUAAAGCCUUUAUUGAGGUGAAUGAAGAAGGCACAGAGGCUGCCGCUGCUACUGGUAUUGGAGUCAAUGCAUUGAGUUUAAAGCCCAUGUUUAAUGCCGACCAUCCAUUUUUGUUCUUUAUCCGCCACAAUGAUAUUGGUGCCAUAUUGUUCAUGGGUCGUCUCCUGAAACCAAGUGAAGAUUGAUGUCCCAUUUAUCAAUCCUUUCUCACAAAUUAAAUUAAACUAAAUUAAAUUAAAUUAGUGUCCAUCAACUGAAGUCUUUUUUGUAGGUGAAAAUGAUUUCACAUUAGAGCAACAAAUUAGGUGCCUUGACUGGUUGGUACCAGCUAAGCUAUGUGGGUAGUUUGAUAUCCCACAUAAUAACAUUAACAGUCGUGAGAGCUUGUUACUGUUUACCUGAAAUUUAUAUCAAAGAAAAUUUGACAAAGACUAACCCCAGUAGUUCAAAUUCAUACAAACAAAAUAGUAAUUAAUUUAUUAAUGUACUAAGACAGUGACAAGUGACAUGGUUAAAAUAAAGAAAUAGAUGUGGUUUUAGUUUAUAGAGUAAGUUCAUGAUCUCCUGCUUAGUUUAAAUCCGAAAUUCAUUGAGCUAAAAAUUCACAUUUGAUGUGAAUUAAAUGUUAAAUUCAAAAACUGAUGCAAUAGUACCUUAAGCGUCCUGCUGCCAAGAUUACCCAUAUAAACGCACAUUUGAUCAUAUUGUCCGACGGAAAGAGUGGAACAAUGCUAUCACAGGUUUUGUAGAAAAUAAAAGACAAUUGCGUCCUUUGUCUGUUGUCAAUAAAACCCUAGCAAAUGCCAGUUGGCAGUUAAUGUUUAGACGAUUUGUCAGUUAUCAGUUAAAAUUUUGGCCAUUUGUCAGUUGUCAGAUAACCCUAUCCAGACCCUCUUUGAAUGACUAAUAAUAAUAUUUUAUUUAGAUAGAUAUAUAUAUAUCUAAAUAAAAUAUUAUUAUUAGUCAUUCAAAGAGGGUCUGGAUAGGGUUAACUGAUAACUGACGAAUGGCCAAAAUUUUAAAUUUUAAAAGUUUUUUUCAAACGACUAUCUAUUAACGUACCGUUUAAUCUAUGUAUUACUCCGACAUGCAGAAUUUAUUUCAUAUCAUGUAAUCUCUGUAUCAAGCAGAGUUUUUGAAAACGAACCUAGAAAGUUGCCGCCAUUUGAGUGAAAAACGCUCCAAAAGGAAGGAUUCUUUUGCCUCCGAGAAGUUCGAAAAUCACAGCAGCGAAUAAAAAGGAAAGGAGAAAAACACAAAGCAAGGAGGAAGAAACGGGGAGAAGAGAAAACAGCAAUGGUUGCAUUCUUAAUUGUUUUUAUAAUAGCUACUUUAGAGAAAAUAACUGUUUGACGGAACUGGUCUAUUUGGCGGAACGUUUGCAAAAAUCCGGUGAGAUAUUCUAAAGGAACAAAAACAGCUGUCUGUCUUGUUUUCUAGGUUGUCUAUUAGUUUUUGUUCUUGUAAAUAUGACCCAGGCUGGGAGAAUGGUAUGGGAUUAUUGUUACUAUCAUAAUGAUAAACAAAUUUUAGCAGCGGGUUGGUUACUUUUUUAUACUGAAUUCUGUACUGCCCACUACAAAACUACAACGAGGCUUUAUGAAGAACCUUUACUCACUGUUGGUACCCGUUAUCUGUUCAUCUUUCUCCCUAAGUAAGGGAAUCCGGAUUCCGAAAUCCGUGAAAUUGUUGCAUGUGGAAUACGAAAUCCAAGAAAAUUUUGCUAGCGGAAUCCGGAAUCUUGGGCUUUUGGAAUCCGAAAUACAACCCAAGGAGUCCGAAAUCCCACUAACAACUAAAAUCCAGUAUCCAAGUUCCACACUGAUAAAAACUGGAAUCUAGUACAUGGACUCCGGAAUCCACUGUCAUGGAUUCCCUUUCCUGGAGCGACACCUUUUUAACGUAGAAUAAUCUAAAAGGCACAGGCAGACAAAACAACUAAUAUUUCAUCUACAUUAUUCAUUUAUUUCCUUUGUUUGUGACCAUGGCCUCUUCAUGACUUCACUUCCACUAAUCUGAAUUUCAUAUAUCGAAAGAGGUCGCAGGGUCAAUGUCGAGAUCCUAUGUGCAGGGCUGUCAACUACGGUGGCCCAAAAGUGUCACGGCAAUUUCAAUUUACUGUCGGCAAUUUAUAUUUUACUCACGGCAAUUUUAAAAAAAAGUGUAUACCAGCCAUAAUAUUCCAUUUUCUGUGCCCAAGUCGGUAUAUGAUUUAAGGGGGCAUCCUCUGUGCUCUUGAGCAGCAUCCAGAUAAUACGCAGCUAUGUUGUACCACAUGAGCUCAUGGGUAGGUUGUCAGAAAGCGUGACACACAGCCAAAGUACUUUCCUGUUUAUACCAUGUAUCGGAUAUCUAUAUCAUAACCGUCUACAUGCCAAACCUUCAGUUGGGCGUGGGCAGGUUGACUCCCGACUGUGUGUUUUUCUCCCUUCAACGCCAUCGAGGUCUAGUUCACGAACAAUUUCUUCCACUUUGCUUCAGGGUACUCGUAUUCCUAGACUGCUUGCAGUCCGCCUUUUCUCUUUUAAAUCCGUCUAGUUCAGUCUUAUCUCAUCCAGCGCGAUUGCAAACCACGACGUUUGCCGCUCGCGUGCUUAGGUUUCCGCGUGCAGUAACUUUGCAAAGAAAAAUAAGAGAAUGCUCGCAGUCUACGUAUUCCCUUCUGCUAGAGAAAAUGCUAAACGCUAGCGCUGCGGUAGCCAACAGAACUUCCAGGACCAGCUAUUAUUUCCACAAUGGUGUUUCUUAAAUUGUACUUUUUCAGCUUUCUCUUGAGUGUACUAACUGUAAGGCUUAUUGUUAUUGUUAUUGUCAUGUAGAGAAUUUCAAGAUACUCAUUGAAAUUGCCGUGACUAAAGUAGAAAAAUUGCCGUGACACUUUUGGGCCACCUAGUCAACCCCUCAAGUCUUCAUAUAUUGAGAAUUGGUAGAUGACGUCAUAAUGCACAGCAUAGACGUCAUUCCUCCAAAAACGCGCGAAAAAGACGUUGUUGGAAUUGUAACAUUUGACCUUAUUGGUUAACUUGCCACCAAUCACGUUAUUGCAUAUAUUUUAAUGGCAUACCGGAGUUUAUAACGAAACGUUCAAUGUCAAUAAAAUAGCUCAAACAACGCAAAAUAUUUGAAAUUUUAUUGUCAGAGAGUCGAGUCUACAAGAAAUGGCAAACUUUGGCGAUUAUCCGGGAGAUUUCAGACUCUAAUCUGGAGACCGGGGGCGCGAUCCAUUCAACAGAAAUUCCAACCGGUCCGACCGGGAAAAGAGGACCACCUCAAAAGGUGGACCCGUUUUUUCGAAACUUUUCCGGUUGGACCGAACCGAUCCAUUGAGUUUUGGAUCGAAAUUUCCGGAAAGUUUGGUUGAAUGGAUCGCGCCCCGGGAGAUACGGUUCAAAAUCUGGAGUUUCCCGGAUUAUCCGGGAGAGUUGACAGUACUGUAUGUGAUUAUAUACUUCAUGGAACAUCAGAAAAUUGUUAUAUUCCUAGACUUUCACUCAACUAAACAGGGACUGCUAUUGGUUGAUUCUUGGUCACGUGGCCUUGACUAAAAUCAAAUGUAUCCCGAUCGUGAUACAUUAAACAAUGUAUCCCGCUCGGGAUACAUUGCAGCACGUGAUCAAAGCAUGGUGGAAAGUGGUGUGACAGAAGGCGGGAAAAACACCGCCAGGUCCAGCCAGUUUUCUUUUUCGUGAAUGAACACAACAACACAAAAACGAAGCCUCAAGCUAAAAAGCAACGAUUUCUAAAGUUAUCCCAGAAGAAAAACAGCAGCUAGUGGAGGAAAAAGAUGCAGAUAAUAUGAGGAAAGUACUUUUGUUUGUAAAUCAUUCAUUCAGUGGUUUUGAGAAUUAAAUUUGUGUUGUUAUAAGUACCGAGUCGACUGUUUUGGUUCGCUCCGGUUAUUACUUUUGUUGCUGUUGAAGUAAAAGUCUAGAAAUAUAACAAAACACUUAAUGUCAGGUCCCUCGGGAAACAGGUUAGUUUUGUUUUCCCUCGAGUCCUGAUGUUUCCCUCGACUUCGUCUCGGGAAACAUCAGGACUCUUGGGAAAACAAAACUAACUGUUUCCCUCGGGAUCUGACAUUAAGUGUAUAAUGGCGCUUGCGGAUAUAAAAUUACCCGGUCGUAUAUUAUUGUGGACACUGUGGUUCUUCCAGCAUAGUUUUCUCCUUUUUGACGGAGUUUACAACACGAGUUGUUCAAAUGUCUUGGAGGCUCUCUUCGUUGAUUUUGUUUGGACCAUUGCAUUUGUCGUUAUCGUCCUAGUUGUAUCUGAUAAGCAUGAGAUAUACAGUCUCUCGAAUUUAUUUCGUGUAUGGCAAGUAUAUAUUGUCAUCGAUAUUGUGCCAGGUAUAACCUGUGUCGGAUUUCGUUUUUAUUGGACAGCUACAUAUUGUUUGCCCAAUACAACUAUCUUGAGGAUAGUGCUUUGCGUAACAGCUAUCCUACUACUGCUACUGUUAACAACUGCGGAUGAUUCGUUCAGUUCCAAGAGUCACGGAGAACUCGUUCGAAAUUUAUCUGUUGCUAUGGUUGCUGACCUCUUUGAUGCCAUCGAAAUGAUGGACAAUGCGAUGGAAUACAGAGACCAGACAGACAAGGCGCAUGAUAUUUCUAUCAUCUUUCUGACUUUUGGCGCCGUCAUUACAAUCAUUGUGUCGUCAUUGCAAAUGGCUGAAUAUGAAUUCAUCGACGGUCUUGCCCGGGAGACCAAUAAAGAACAAACUAUAAAAUAUAAACCAACCGUUGUCCGCAACAUUUUCGUGUUAGUUAUAAACUUGGUAGUGAUGAUCGCUCGCCUGAAGGUCGUCACCGAAAAUGGAAAGACUCGGUCUACAUUAAUCAUCUUCAAGAAUUUCAUUGCCAUUAUUUUUUCUGUGAUGCACAUCUGCUCUCAAACACCACGCCCAUAAAUAAACCUUGAGGAAACUGUGUAGACUUCCUCCAACCAAAUGACCUGCAAGACAUCUGUAAAUUUCUAAUCAAAUCAUGGAUAUGUUUUACCUGAAAAGAAUAGGUUUCUUUUGCUCUUUAUUCAAGGAACGUCGAGCUAAUCUCUUACCCAGCUCUCUUUUUUUUUUUGUUAGCGAAGCUUUCGGCUUCGUAAACAAGAGAAUUGGGUAUGAGAUUAACGCGAGCUCUACGAAACUCCAAGAGAUGUUUCUGAAACAAGCCAAGGCAAAAUAGGACUCACCUCUCUCCCCAGCCCCACGCAUCAGUUUGCCAUCAGUUUUCACAAUUUCCCCCUAUUUCUUGCUCUCAUUCGUCUCUCUUGCGUCUCUCGCUCGGCUGAUUGGAAACAGCAACGAGAUCAAAAAGGUAUCAAAGACUAUAGGAAUCAUAAGUAAAGCUUGUUUCUUUCUUUCUUCUAAAUCUUUGUUAUCCUUAUACUAAACUUUGGUUUACUCAUCUUAACUACUGUAACAAUUUGCAUGGUGCUCAACAUAUCCAUCCAAUUUGAAUAGGAUUCUCUACCUACAGAAACACGGCAUCGUCAGAAUCAUUUGUGGAGCUGAAUACCUUGCCCAUACUGCACCUCUUUUUCGGACUCUUAAAAGCCUAAGACAUUAAUUUUUUAUAUUAAUGCGUUUUUAAUUUGUUGCAUGUUUUAUGUACUCAUAUCAUAAUAAUCUCCUUCCUCAUAUGUUUAACACCACCUUUGUUACUAAUCGCCAAGUACACACAUAUAAUACUCGAAAUGCUAAUAAAUACUGACCAUAUUUCUGUAGAACAAACAUUAAACAGUUCACAAUCCUCUAUGACCUAAAAUUAAACUACGGAACUCCCUUCCCCAUAAUCUUACAGAACUGACAAGUUACUCUAGUUUCAAGACUGUACGUUAUCGAAAGAGCUAUAAAUUACACUUGCCUGACUAUGAUACGGCAGCUUACAUUAAAUCAUAAUUAAGUAUGAGGAGACCCCGGGGGGGGGGGGGUUGGAAGACACCCUUCAUUAUAGUUUUCAUAGAAGAGUAUUGUCCACUCAACCUGACACGUUGUUGUCUGUCACUUAAAUAAUUCGUAACGAGAUUGAUAACUUUUGAGUCUCUACCGUAAUCUUCAAGCUUCUUGACAAUAAGAUCAUGGGGAAGGGUGUCAAACGUUCUUGACAGGUCCAUAGACACCAAACUAAUAACUUUGUGAUUAUCUAUCGCAUCCAUGGUAAUCUCUAUAUGCAAAGACAUUAUUAUGAUAAACAUCUUCAAAGUGUGAACAAGUUUUUUAAAAACUUUGGAUAAGACAGGCAGGAUUGUUAUAGGGCGAUAGUUUGUCUUUGUUAAUGUACAGUACGCAGGCACUUUUCCCGUUUCAAAUAGAAAAUUCGGAUUCUUUGACGGCUCAAGUUGGAAUUUGAUCAUGUCCAGUAGCUUUGUUUGUCUUAAGAUUCCCCACCUUCCUUUGAUCUGAAUGUUUAACAUUUGCAGAUUCUAGAAAAGUGAUUUCGUCCUCUUUUCCUUCUCAUGCUAACAGCUCUGUUUCUUAGUUGGCGCCGAGUACUUUUCACAGUCUUCAACUGAAGCUUUCUUGACUUGUUGAACUGCUUUUUACAGCGAUUACGCUCUCUCAUCACUUCCCGUAAUUCAGGAUUUAUAAAUUGAAAUUGAUCGCGAUGUCUUCGUCGAAACGAUUUAACUGGAGCAUGGUUAUCCAGAGCUUCAACGAACAAUUUUUCCCAAGCCCAAUAUACAUCGUCAGGGUCAUCAAAGACGUAAUUGAGCCGUCGAAAAAGGAACCAGACUAAGGUCGCUACAAAAAGAGCCUUCGUCUUCGUGUAUUACUUAAAGAAUCCAGAUCAUAACUAUCACAAGUACCCAGCAGACAUCUUCCUCGAUUAUUAUUAUCCAAAGGAUUACUAAUAUCACAUAACAUAAAUCUGCGAUUCCAUCACGCACCAUAAAAUAUACCCAAAUAUAUUUUAAAACCCACUUGCACUUUCGUUUAACAGUAAUCUACAACAAGCAAAAACGCAUUAAGAUACCAUGUACAAAUUAAUGAAUUCAUGAUCAAAUCUUGUUAUUAUUAUUUAAAGGUGUUUCCGUCCGGGGGGGGACUCCGCAUAUGAAAGGGGUGGGGAUGCUCGUCGUCUCGCUUAGGGGCGUAAAUUUCGGAUUUUGGUCUCACUUAGGGUGUUCUGGGCAAAACGCCAUCAUAUUUAGCCGUGAAGGUCUCGUUUAGGUUGCACAUAAAAAAGUAUAAAAAUAUGUAUAUUGACUGUGUUUUAAGGAGGAGGGAGGGAGGAGCCCAAUUUCUACAAGCUAUUUAGCUUCUAUUGGGCUUCCUCACCACUCUAUCUAUUACAAAAAUUAAGUCACUUGAUAUUACAUUUAAUUUUAAACUUUUGUUUGUAGCUUCGGCUGCCCUGUAAAUUUGCAAUCUUAAUAAUAAUAAUAAUACAUAUAUAUAUAUUAUUAAUAAUAUUUAUUCUAUGUGGCAAAUGUAAAAUAAAAAUAGAUAAAAAAUAACAAGCAAAAAGCAUAUCCUGGCAGAACAAAAGAUACAGUCAGAAUGCAACUCAAAACCACCUAAUGAGUUGUCGGUAUUUGUUGGUACCAAGAGACGUUGGUAUCCAUUAAGCUGGAAAACUCCAUGGGAAUACAGUGAAACACUCGCAAGAUUGUAUGUAUAUAUAUAUCAAAAAAGGGUUUAAAGGCAUGUUUAUAGUGAAAAGUGCACUUAGCUUAUCCAGCUAGUUUACAGGCACUCCACUCAAAUACUUAGAAGCAAAUAAUUCAAAUGCAACAUAACAGGAUUAAAAACUCCAUCUGGCAGGAGGCAACCAGUUUUGAAUCAAAGGAACUUGCCUGCCAAAUACUUGAUAUGGCGCCGUAUAUAGGAAGUAAGAUGUCCAUGAUAUCUUCCUUUCUUUAG